Messenger RNA from Camponotus floridanus (Florida carpenter ant), 3375 nucleotides. RefSeq lists its product as uncharacterized. The record is from RefSeq and is a predicted model, not a curated record. NCBI's taxonomy places the organism in Eukaryota, Metazoa, Arthropoda, Insecta, Hymenoptera, Formicidae. Gene Ontology annotation, biological process: rhabdomere development. Bases 248 to 3016 code for a protein of 922 amino acids. Gene Ontology annotation, molecular function: protein binding. The transcript has 14 exons. Gene Ontology annotation, cellular component: plasma membrane; stereocilia ankle link complex; stereocilium tip.
GUGGAAGGUCCCAACCUGCCUAGAUCGGCGUACAGGCAGGUGUCGAAUCUAUUUGUACUGGUUGUUGUUGCCAGCCGCGGCCGCGUCGCAUCUUCUCGUUCAUCGUGGAUCCUCUGAGGACGCGGCGAGAUCGCAGUGCCGUAUCAAGGACACAGAGUGACAGAACGGAGUCGGAAGCACCGCUAACGAGAGUGUCGUCCAAGGGGUUGCGUUGGCGGGGCCGAGCCGGGAUUUAUGGAACCACCCCAUGGAUAGUAACAUGUCAACUGCCGCCUUCAUGCACCGGUCGGGUGGCUCCUCCAGCGCAUCAAAUACUGGCACGGGAUCAUCGACCGGUGGAGGUCCUGGGAACCCGGCAGGAGGCGGCAGGAUGGCCGUCAUUGGCGUGACUAGGAACGUACGUUUGAGACGUCGCGGCAAUGCCGGCUUUGGAUUCUCGUUACGUGGUGGACGCGAAUACGCCGCCGGAUUUUAUGUCAGUGAUGUCCAACCAGGUGGCGAAGCUCAUAGAAAUGGAUUGAGGGUAGGCGAUCAGAUUUUAAGGGUGAAUGGUUACCCGGUGGAGGACGCUGUUCAUCAGGAAGUCGCGCUCCUAGCGAAGAAUCAGCAAGUCUUGGUUCUUAAAAUUCGAAGCGUGGGGAUGAUACCCGUAAAGGACAAUCCGAACGAUCCGGUUACCUGGCACAUGGUGCAGCAACAGCAACAGCAGCUGCAAUACAACGAAACUGGUUUAGGCAACGUGCCGAACGCAGAAGUCAGAAUUCGGAUUCUCGUCGGCGAAAAGGGUCGUCUGGGCUGCGGUGUUUGCAGGGGCAUCGUACCUGGUCUCACCGUCCAGGGCACGAGAGAAGGGGGACCCGCGCGAGCGGCGGGUUUAAAGGCCGGCGACGUGAUAAUCUGGUGCAACGGGCAACGACUCACCGAUCUGCCAUUCGAGAGAGCUAUCGAGGUGAUGCGCAGUUCGGCGAUCCUCGAUCUCGUGGUGCAACGACCCGCGGUCCCCAAUCACCUUUACGACUGUCCCGAGCCGUUGUGGACGCGCGGCUCCAGCGGCUACGACUCCGAGACGUCUAGCGUUGUGGCGGCGAGCCCGCCGUCCCAGCAUCAGAACAACGCGCCGUCCUCGCCGCAGCAUCAUCAUCACGAUGGCAGGAUGCAUCAGCGAUAUCCGCGCGACGAUGCCUGCAAUCGAAACGGCAGGAUAUGCUGUCCUCUCGCCCUGUCGACCAGUAGCUGCAGUUCCUCCUCGGAGUGGACGCACGUGGAUCAGGCGCCGGAAUGGUCGCGAAAACCAAAUAACACGACCGUGAUUCGUGUUAAUCAGAGCUCGAACCAGAACCAUCGGCCUAUACCAGGCGGACAAUAUCACUUCAAUUCGCGCGGCAAUUACGAGGACGACAUCGAAAAUGAGCCGCUUUACGACCCUGUCGCGCCCAGGAUCGACUACGAGGUGCACGAUUUCGACGCGAAUCCACGAGACGAAGCCAAUCGGCGGCUGGCCUAUCGGCGAGAUAACGCGAGGCAACAGCAGGACGUGAUUUAUGAUGGACCCGCUGACGACUUGCCCAUGUACCACGGCUCCAAAGAGAACGGCCAAGCGGUCGGCAAUCGAUUGACAGACCUGCAGAGGCAGAGCGAGGCCGAGAGGAAGACGAUAACGACCGUGGAGGUGCAUCAGUCAGUUUGUCCACCUGCACCUCCGCCGCCGCUUCCUUACAAAUGGCCAGCAGAAACGAAACCGAUGAACGCUAUGGGUAUACAAAUGGGUAGUACCAUGUCGAUGGGCAGCACCGGCUCGACAGAAACUGAAUCGAGUCUCGAAUCGUCCUGCAGCAAAGAUUCCGCAUCGACAUCAUCAUCGCUAUCAACGUCGUCCUGCGAACCGGCGUCAACCGUUUCUUAUGGAUCGGCGACUGGCGGUGGAUCCAGCAGCGUCGCCAGCAAAACAACAGAGACUUCAACGACCGCAUACGCGACACCACGCAAGGAUGUCGCUAGGACGUCGCCAAUCGCCAGCACUGAUCUGAGCACUGCCAUUACACAAGAGUUGCAAAGGCGAGCGCAGCAGAGAAUGAAUAACGCCGCUAAAGCGGAAGCGCCAAAGGAAAAAACUCCGGACAUCCGCAAACCUCAGAAUCUUGAAGCUCUAAGGUCACAGGAGCAAAAAGUGACACAUGAUAAGUUGAUGGAGGAAUUUAAACGUGCACACCAAAAGAUGUUCAACUCUGCUCAACAAAAGGCACAGUCAACGGAUCAAGUUCUCGAGAAGGAACAAGAAAAAAGAGUGCUCAAUGAUACCUCGACAACGGCAACGGCAACAACGACGGCGACGAUGAGUCCUCCAAUGCCUCCUCCGGCGCCUCCUCCACUUCCGCUCUCUUCGAAAAAUCGAGGCAAUGACGACUCGGUGGAGAUGCAGAGCAUCGAGUCGUUCAAACUGAAAGAGGCACCCAACACAGUACCGAAGCCGCCGCCGACAUACUUUCCGGUGACGAAUCCGGUCUCGAACGGAAGUCCACAACAUGUUGGUACCGGAAGCAAGGUCCCCAAGGAUGCCGCGACGAGUCCCGUUGCAGAGCUCGCCAAGACGUCGUUCUCAUCGGUCUCGCCGACCAAUGGCCCACAGAUCUCGAAACCUCUCGUUGGAAGCAAGGUGGCCGUCAGGAUAGGGGCGUACGAGGGUGAGACGAAGCAGCCAUCCAGAUUGGAAUUCUUGCCGCAACAGUCGAGUCGCGACAGAAACGGCGUCGUCGACGAGGCGUCCAACAGCCCUGUCGUGUCCAGAUUGCAAAACGAACUCGUAGCGACCCUGCAAAGAUCAAACCUCAGAAGAAAGACUGAAGGAGUAGAAAAUCAGUCGCCCGUGAAGACUAUUUCCGAAAACGCGGCGGCACCCAGUAACGAUACAACGAAUUCUGAGCCGAGCAAGCUUCUUCAGAGCAAUGUCGAGAAGCUCGCAUCCGCUCUCAGCAACAAAGUCACCAUCAGAGUGAAUCCGGAGAACAAUAGUCGAUAAGAAUAUAAUUGAGUCGAGAGAAUGUCGGAACAAUCUUUGUAUGUAUCUUCGUAAAUUUUGUACAUUUUUGCACGUUUCGAUGCUAACCAUUUAUUAUAAGUAAAACGGCGCUCCCUCUCUAUUAGAGGUUCUUUUACACAUGUACGUGUUUUUUAUAUCUUAUUUAUUAUCGUAUUAUACACCGAGUAAAUAAAGUAAAGGAGCUAAUUCUUAUUAAUCGACGAGGUUUUACGACCAGUAUUUACCACGUAGUCUCUAUCUUGGAAUGUAAUCUACUACAAUCGCGACUCUAUGUACGAAUAUUAACAGAAAAUUCGACGAGAGGUUGAAUUUUUAAAUAAAAACGACGAUAUACUUAA